UAGGGCGGGCGGGCGGGCGCUGCGGCGGCCGCGGCUGCUGCUUCCUCGGGCCAUUUUGCUGUGGCGCGGCGGGGAGGAGGAGUCGCCGAGGAGACCCCGGGCGAGGAGCUGCGAGCCAGAGGAGGCCGCGCGGGCUCCGGGCUUUCCGCGGUCGCGGGGAUCUCGGGGGGCAAAGGGAUCGCCGGGGAAGGGGACCGGAGGGCCGCGCCCGCCGCGCGGAGCGCCCCUUCGCGCCCCCUGCACCAUGAGCUGGGGCACCGAGCUCUGGGAUCAGUUUGACAACUUAGAAAAACACACACAGUGGGGAAUUGAUAUUCUGGAGAAAUAUAUCAAAUUUGUGAAAGAGAGGACAGAGAUUGAACUCAGCUAUGCAAAGCAACUCAGGAAUCUUUCAAAGAAGUACCAACCUAAAAAGAACUCGAAGGAGGAAGAAGAAUACAAGUAUACAUCAUGUAAAGCUUUCAUUUCCACCCUGAAUGAAAUGAAUGAUUAUGCCGGGCAGCAUGAGGUCAUCUCCGAGAACAUGGCGUCACAGAUCAUUGUGGACUUGGCACGCUACGUUCAGGAACUGAAACAGGAGAGAAAAUUGAACUUCCACGAUGGCCGGAAGGCACAGCAGCACAUCGAGAGUUGCUGGAAGCAGCUCGAAUCUAGUAAAAGGCGAUUUGAACGCGAUUGCAAAGAGGCGGACAGGGCACAGCAGUACUUUGAGAAAAUGGACGCUGACAUCAACGUCACAAAAGCAGAUGUUGAAAAGGCCCGACAACAAGCUCAAAUACGUCACCAAAUGGCAGAGGACAGCAAAGCAGAUUACUCAUCCAUUCUCCAGAAAUUCAACCAUGAGCAGCAUGAAUAUUACCAUACUCACAUCCCCAACAUCUUCCAGAAAAUACAAGAGAUGGAGGAAAGAAGGAUUGUGAGGAUCGGAGACUCCAUGAAGACGUACGCAGAGGUUGAUCGGCAGGUGAUACCCAUCAUUGGGAAGUGCUUGGAUGGCAUAGUGAAAGCAGCUGAGUCCAUUGAUCAGAAAAAUGAUUCACAGCUGGUAAUAGAAGCUUAUAAAUCAGGGUUUGAGCCUCCUGGAGACAUUGAGUUUGAGGAUUACAGUCAGCCCAUGAAGCGUACCGUGUCCGAUAACAGCCUUUCAAAUUCCAGAGGAGAAGGCAAACCAGACCUCAAAUUUGGUGGCAAAUCCAAAGGAAAGUUGUGGCCAUUCAUCAAAAAGAAUAAGCUUAUGUCCCUUUUAACAUCCCCCCAUCAGCCUCCCCCUCCCCCUCCUGCCUCUGCCUCACCCUCUGCUGUUCCCAACGGCCCCCAGUCUCCCAAGCAGCAAAAGGAACCCCUCUCCCACCGCUUCAACGAGUUCAUGACCUCCAAACCCAAAAUCCACUGCUUCAGGAGCCUAAAGCGUGGGCUUUCUCUCAAGCUGGGCGCGACACCAGAGGAUUUCAGCAACCUCCCACCUGAACAAAGAAGGAAAAAGCUGCAGCAGAAAGUCGAUGAGUUAAAUAAAGAAAUUCAAAAGGAGAUGGAUCAAAGAGAUGCCAUAACAAAAAUGAAAGAUGUCUACCUAAAGAAUCCUCAGAUGGGAGACCCAGCCAGUUUGGAUCACAAAUUAGCAGAAGUCAGCCAAAAUAUAGAGAAACUGCGACUAGAGACCCAGAAAUUUGAGGCCUGGCUGGCUGAGGUUGAAGGCCGGCUCCCAGCACGCAGUGAGCAGAUGCACCGGCAGAGCGGACUGUACGACAGCCAGAACCCACCUGCCGUCAACAACUGCGCCCAGGACCGCGAGAGCCCAGAUGGCAGUUACACAGAGGAGCAGAGUCAGGAGAGUGAGGUGAAGGUGCUGGCCACAGAUUUUGACGACGAAUUUGAUGACGAGGAGCCCCUCCCUGCCAUAGGGACAUGCAAAGCUCUCUACACGUUUGAAGGUCAGAAUGAAGGAACGAUUUCCGUAGUUGAAGGAGAAACACUGUACGUCAUCGAGGAAGACAAAGGCGACGGCUGGACCCGCAUCCGGAGGAAUGAAGACGAAGAGGGCUAUGUCCCCACUUCCUAUGUUGAAGUCUAUUUGGACAAAAAUGCCAAAGAUUCCUAGAGGGGAGUGCCAGCGAGCCUCAAGCCUUGGGUGAGCCUUCCUGGAGGAGCCUCCGUCUGCUUGUCCCCACAGGCCUCCAGCGCCCUGCCCUGUGGAUGGCCCACCCCUCUGCAGCCCCAUCCCUGAGGGGCAGCCCCUCUCUCUCUCUACGGCAUGCUCCCUGCCCUCCUGCCCGGCCCAAGCCGGCUCUUGAGGGGACAAGUCUUGCCAGCGACGCCCCCCCCCCGACGGCUCUGGUCAGUCCUCAUUGCUCCCCCUGCCCACCCCACAGGCCACUGAGACAGUGGGACACACAUCCCCUGCCAGCUCCUUCCUGGGCCCUUGGUCCACCCGGGCUCGUCCUGGCGGCCCUUCCGCGCUUCACACAGUGCCUUUUGUGAAAAUGUCAUCACGGGUCCCGAGGACACAAGGCAGGUCCGACACACACCAGGCAGACUGAGCACUCCGAUGUCACCCGUGUGUCCCUGAUGGUCUGCUGCAGGAAACACUUCCUCUUCUCCCGGGUCUGUGAAGUCCUCAGUGGCCGUUUUCUGAUUCUAGGCUUACACCUCAUACUAAACGUUGACUUAUCGUCCCCUCGACCUGAGAGCAUCUGGUGGGCAGGGGGCAGGGGCACACACACCCACAGGCACACAUGCACCCUCACCGGUACACACCCGUGCGCGCACACACACACCCCUUUUGGUUUGGCGCCCUGCCUUCAGUGACCUAGGAAGGUCCACUCUGGAAGUUGAAUUCCAGCUCGCGGGCCAGCCUUGCUCUCCCCGUCACGUCCCUGUCCCUGAGAACAGCAGAUCAUGCGCUUGUGAGCGAGGCCCUCCCCUCUGCACCGGCUCAUUGCAAAGCGACCAUCGUCUUCUCUCCACGAGGCCCAGGAUGAGCAUCUGGGGAGGUUAGCACUUUCUUGGUGUUUUUUGUUUUUGUUUUUUUUAAGACAGUCUCGCUCUGUUGUCCAGACUGGAGUGCAGUGGCGGGAUCUUGGCUUACUGCAACCUCCGUCUCCUGGGUUCCAGCGAUUCUCCUGCCUCAGCCUCCCAAUCCCAAAUAGCUGGGAUUGCAGGCAUGCACCACCGCGCUUGGCUGAUUUUCAUAUAUUUAGUAGAGACAGGGUUUCACCGUGUUGGCCAGGCUGGUCUCAAACUCCUGACCUCAGGUGAUCUGCCCACUCAUCUCCCGAAGUGCUGAGACUACAGGCGGGAGCCACUGCACCCAGCCGAGGUUAGCACUUUCAUCACCAAAGACCCCGUGCCUCUCUUGGUCAUUUGAGGGAUCCCAUGGCCACCACCCCUGUAUUUUAUGACGAGCUCUUCAGGGCAUGUGGAAUGAGUUGAGUUUGCUUUUUCAGCUGUUUCUUUCCCUGAGUGGGUUUUUUAGGAAAACCUGGGGUCUCCUAACCUAUGGCCCCCUGCACCUUAGAGCAAAGCAGCCCCUCCUCAUUUGGUGCAGAAACAGUCAAGAGGAACCACUGGCUGAGGGCUCCUGGGACCAAGAGCGCCACAGAAGCCUGGGGAUGGCGUUGGCCAGCUUUAUUCUUCGCCUGGCUUUGGUAACUAGGUAGUCCCCUCAAGCAUCCUCAGUUCCUCUCGACAUUUAUGAAUCUAAGACAAGGAAGUCCUAUAGGAGCCAAAGGGACAGGGACAGAAAGGACUGGUCCCAAGGGAUGGGCCCGUCUUUACUCGUGGAAACCAGGAAAUUGCUCCUCUCAGCCAACCAGGGUUGACCACACACCACCCUUCCGGAGCAGCUCAGUCAGCGCUCGGGGAAGAGAAACCACAAUCGAGGAGACGCCGAGGCUCAGCAGAUGAAGAGGAAGUGGCUUCAGGUUUUUAAGGUGGGCGAGUGUGAGCCUGACUUCCCCGGGGGACUGCACACCACCCGCUGAAGGCUCAGGGCCGCGGCAAAGCCGCGGGCUUCCGGUCCCUGCAACUGGCGACCUGAGCAUGGUGCACAACGCAUCAGUCCUGCCGGAGGACUGGCUUGACAGUCAAAAGAGAAGCCAGGAUGAUACAGGUGGGCAGAGUCAGGGCCGCACCUCUGUCCCUGCAGACCAACAGAUGCAUGGUGAGUGCGGCGGCCCCCACAGCCCCGCGAAGGCCGCCUCUGUCCACAGGCCCGACAGGGAUUGCCAGGAAUUUCUGACCUCACCACGCCAAGUUGACCACUCUCCACUCCACGAGGAUGUGCAACGGUUCUUUAAAAUCUGGUUUUAGAGCUUCAGGAAUGCAUGUGCAUUGCAUCUUUCAGGGUAGAUUCAUUUCUCGCAACAUAGUGACAAAGGUCUAAGCUGCAAUAAUUUGUUCUUUUAAUGACUGUCACCCCCGGUAGAGGAUAUGCUUGUAUCCUUCUGUAACAACUCUGCCUUUUUUCUAAAAACCCCUCCACCACCUGUCUCCAAAAAGAGUGCUCUUAAAUGCUGAACCUGGGUGCUGCUUCCUGGCCAGCCUGCGUGGCCCCGUGGAAAGCGCGAUGCUGCCCAGCCGGGCUUCUUAGAGGGGGUCAGUAGUCCUGUGAAAGCUGAGGUGUGUCAUUUACUCUGGGAAUCCUACUGUGAAAUCAUGCCUGCAUUUUUACGGACAGUUUGCAUAGAGUAGAACGUCCCAUGAGCGUCUCCCUCCUCCCCCGUCGCUGCCGCCUGUCACUUCGCCGCUGUGCUAGGAUACUGUUGUGUUGUAAGAUGACUAAUUUUAAAAGAACCUGCCCUGAAAGUGACUUAGAAACGAAUGGAAGAGAGGAGCUUGUCCUUUACCCAGUUUUUCCUUUGCAGGAUGGGAAAGUAGGAAAGGGCACGGAGGGCUGUCACGAGGCGGUCCUCGGAGGUUUUUAUCCCGCUCACCGUGGAGAUGAGCCGCGGCUUGUCUGAUCGGCACCAGCACAAAGCUCUCCAUGCCUUUUGGUAACAUCUGUCAUUACAGAAGAAAGUUUACACGACGUCAAAAAGUUACGUUCAUGCUAAGUGUUUUUCCAGAAAUACUGGUUUCAUGUUUCUUAUUGGCUCUGCCUUCUGUACUUACAUCAUCCAAAAAACUUCUUUGAAAAAAGGUCCAGAAUUCUAUUUUAACCUGAUGUUUAGCACCUUUAAAACGUCCGUGUGUGUGUUGCACUAAUUCUAAACUUUGGAGGCAUUUUGCUGUUGUGCCGCCCGUCACCACCGUAAAGGCCCUAGAGUUGCCGGUUUGUCUCUGGAGAUGGAAUUAAACCAAAUAAAGUGCUUCCAUUGGAAGGCUUCUAUUGACCUUGUAACUAUAUGUUAAUCCUCUAAGUGUUAAAAUAAAGUAUAACUUCUG
Saimiri boliviensis boliviensis (Bolivian squirrel monkey) is the source of this 5382-nucleotide messenger RNA. It is a transcript of the gene FNBP1, whose product is annotated as formin binding protein 1. Lineage: Eukaryota; Metazoa; Chordata; Mammalia; Primates; Cebidae. The record is from RefSeq and is a predicted model, not a curated record. Gene Ontology annotation, molecular function: protein binding. Gene Ontology annotation, biological process: signal transduction; endocytosis.